AUGAAGAGUGCGACCGCUUUCACCGUGGCACUCCUGAGCUUGCCGGGCGGCACAGCCUUUGUCCUGAGCAGCAGUAGAUCCGACCAUUCCGCCAUGCGGCGGUACCCGACGAAGUCGCAGCCUACGCGCCACGCGCUGCUGUCGCGUGUUGCAUCCCAGCGGGCACCCGACACUGCUGCGGAAGGAGUAGUGCCGGACUCGCAGACACUGUCGGAGGUUCUCGCCGCCGCCGUCCACGCGGCAAGCGAGGCGGGCGCGCUCAUGAAGGCCAAGGUCGGGGCGGACGUCCUCAAGACCAAGUUCAACCCCAAGGACCUCCUCACGGAGGUGGACGGCCAGUGCCAGCGGGUCAUCGAGAAGGUCGUGUCCAAGCAGUUUCCCGACCACGCGUUGCUCGGAGAGGAGAACGUGGAGCCCGGGGCGGAGGCCUCGACGGUGGCGCUCUCCGACGCCCUGGAUGGGGGGGGGGCGGCGGAAUGGCUGUGGGUCGUGGAUCCGAUCGACGGGACGACAAAUUUCGUUCACGGGAUCCCGCUCAGCGCUGUGUCGAUCGGAGUGGCUUACCGCGGGAAGGUGGUUGUCGGUUGCAUCUAUGACCCGUUCCGGGACGAGCUGUUCACGGCUACAAGCGGCAACGGCGCUUUCUUGAACGGCAUGAAGAUGAAGGUCGGCGACCAGGAGACCAUCGGGGAGGCGACGGUAGCCUGCGGGGCCCCCCCAGGGGUGCUGGCUCUCGGGCCGUGCGUGCGAGGGAUGGCGGCGCUUGCUCCUCAUGUCAGAACAACCCGAAUGUUGGGGUCUGCCGCCAUCAUGCUUGCCUGGGUGGCCUGCGGACGGUUGACGUGCUACUGGGAGCCUGAUCUGAACUCGUGGGAUAUCGCUGCGGGAGCGCUUCUCAUCCAGGAAGCCGGCGGGGAGAUGACCGACAUCCUCGGCGGCCCCUACUCGCUGUCGACUCGAGCCAUAAUCGGAAGCAACAAGCUGGUGCACGAGGAGAUUCGGCACAUCUUGGUGGAGGCCAAGGCUACGCGUCCGGAUUCGACUCCGCAGCUCAAGGGGAGAUGAGCGAGAGUGCGAGCCUUCCGCUUAUGGCGGGAGCUUGGAAACGGUUGGCCUAUGCAGGAUGCUCCUCUGUACGGAGGUGCCGCCCGUCGCGUUAGAGGAAACUGGUGGGGGAGUGGGGGAGGGAGCUACGGGCAGGCGUGUAGUGCAUGUUAUCAUCGUGUUUCGGGCAGGCUUUGUGCUGAGCCCACUACUGUUACUGUAUCGUGGCGUGCAUGUGAGGUUCUGAGAUGUGGCGGUUGUUGCAAGUAGAACCUUUGGCACUGAUCGAGCUGGCUCUAGAGAAGCAACGUUACACUAGACACGGCAUGUACUUGUAGUGGUACUUUAUUCGUCGGUGUGUGAGUGGACUGAUAUGAUUCAUUGUGCAUGUUUCGGCUGUGUCUUGUAGAUUAUUAUGUGAUGCUGAUUUUUUACGUUGUUGUUAGACCGGAGCAGGCCACCUGGUGCAGCCAGCAUGCAGAGGAAACUGCUGUGGGAUCGAUCGUGUUUUUCACACCCUCUUGGUGUGUGUGUGUACGCUUUCAUGCGGGUCGCGCCAGAGAAUACUUGUUCGUUGAUUCGGUUCGGGCGAUUUCCACAGCGGCGGUGUGUUGUUUUGUAGGUGGCGUCGCUGCCAUUUUCGCGCCCAAUCCACUCGCUGCUGUUGUUGUGAAACGCGAUUACAUAAAGAGUGUUACAGGCCGUGUCGUCAUUGUUUUGAGAUUUUCUUGUCCUUCGGCGUCUAUGAUAUUACGGUGGAGGUGACAGAGCUCGGGCUGGGUUGUCAAUCGCUGCGAGGGCGGGUGCCGUGAUGUUCGCUGUGGGCGCCCCCCCACGCCUUGUGAACCCCCGGCGUCCGAAACAACGCUUGUUUGGCGACGGAAGGUUGACAAAAUUCACGAAUCUUUGUCUCUAUCGACACCCUAGGUUGGAUACAAUGUAUGUUUUCCCCUAGAACGUGACGAUAUUGAUGGGUUUUCUCGCGAUAUAACGCAAAAUCUUCUCAACACCGUCAUCAUGCUUCAUGGCACAGCCUUUUUACAUGUACGGGUAGAUCAAAUUUGGACAUGAAGCGACUGCUGUGGUGUGCACGUGAUGUUUAAUUCCACCUGCAUCAGAGAUAUAGCCUACAUGCACGUACCAAGUUGUAGACUAUAACGGACGUUUUCUUUCUUUUUGGUAGCUGGACUCCACAGCAGAGACAGUGACAGUGCCAAAAACGGCGGGGUUUGAACA
Messenger RNA from Ectocarpus siliculosus, 2280 nucleotides. The record is from the annotation of a GenBank genome assembly. Lineage: Eukaryota; Phaeophyceae; Ectocarpales; Ectocarpaceae.